Messenger RNA from Rhododendron vialii, 1413 nucleotides. RefSeq lists its product as uncharacterized. The transcript is spliced from 4 exons. The record is from RefSeq and is a predicted model, not a curated record. The coding region runs from base 1 to 1413 and encodes 470 amino acids. Lineage: Eukaryota; Viridiplantae; Streptophyta; Magnoliopsida; Ericales; Ericaceae. Gene Ontology annotation, biological process: regulation of DNA-templated transcription.
AUGCCAUUGGUGUUUGUUUCAGAUCGGGAUUUAGCGCUUAUGAACGCCAUUGAAGCAUGUUUCCCUACAGCACGUCACAUCCUGUGUAUUUGGCACAUAAAUCAGUGCGUCAUGAAGAACUGCAGCCGUGUGCUUGGUCCGGAGUGGAAGCGCUUCAUCACGUCAUGGCACUCGCUUAUCAAUUCAUCUACACCUUCGUCUUUCGAACAAAAGUGGCAAGCCAUGUGCGACGAUUUUCGCCAGUUCCCGUAUGUCAUAACUUACCUAUGGCAAACAUGGUUAAGGUCAUACAAAGAGCGGUUUGUUUCAGCAUGGACAGAUACAUGUAUGCACCUCGGAAGCAAUUCAAGUCAAAGGACAGAGUCUGCACAUGCGAGGCUAAAGCUAUAUUUGGGGGAUACCAUGUCAUCGCUACAAACAUCUUUUGAUAAAAUAGAAAAUAUGUUGAAAAAUCAGUUCGGGGAAAUUAAGAAGUCGUUCGAGAAAUCAUUGAACAUUCCACGCCACAAACAAUUACAUGACGACAUUUUGAUCAGGUUGUCUAUGCACGCAACCGAGUUUAAUGAGAAAGGAACACGACCUGACAGGACAUCUCAGGUCGUUGAGAUAUUAGAUGGGAUGGAUCCACCUAUAGGUCAACCUGCACGUAGAGAUGAGCAAAGUACACGUCACAUACCUUUUUUCUCAGAAGCAUCUACUUCAGGAUCAAGGAUUCCAACAUCGCGAGUGAGAGGGAGAGGGAGACGUGGGAGGGGUUCGGGGGUUCGCAACACUCAAUUUAUAGUUCCACCCAUCCCUAAUCGCUCCAUUCAGCGAUUACCUCAAGCUUAUCAGCGUUAUAUUUCCCACACUGUUGACGUGCUUGGUGAUGGUCAUUGUGUAUUCAGAGCGAUAGCUGCACUAAUCGGGUAUAGUGAAAAUGAUUGGAGUCGAGUACGAGAGGAGCUUAUUGAAGAGAUUCGACAAAAUUGUUAUCUAUAUAGUGUGAUUUAUCCAGUACAUGAUUGGGCAAAGCAUCUACUAAUUUUACUGAAUUGGUUCGAGCCUACGGCACCAAAGGAAUAUUGGAUGGAGGCUAUGACUUUGGGAGUUGUCAUCGCAACAAGGUACAACCUUGUACUGCAUACAUUUGAUAAGGAUGUUUACGGUUGUUUUACUCAUUUGCCAUUGAGGUCCCCUCCAGUUCUAGUCAAAUACCGCCAGGAAAUUGCUAUUGCCCGUGUUAACAACAAUCACUUUAUGCAAGUUUUCUUAGACCUCAUUACCCUGUACCACCCAUCCCAACAUGGUGGGAGGAGAAUGCAUCGGACGAAGCUAAAAAGGAUGGGCUGCAAGUUAUGGAACACGUUUGCAAUUGUGGUACGAAAUAAUGGGUAUAAGCACGCCGGGAGCAGCAUUUGGAGGAGAUAUUGA